AUGCAUCACCGAUUAUUAUCUGUCUUUCUUCGGCCCCUUUGCCCUUUUGCCGAAAUUUGGUCAUGGCGGACAUCUCUGUCCGCCUGUAUUUCAUCUGCCAACCCCACGACUUAUAGUUGCCGGCCCUUGCGCCAUGCUGACCACGACAAUCACAACCGAGUCUUGAGUUUCCCAUCCGUAAAAGGAGGUGUGUGCCAUCCCCUCAACCUCACUCGCCAUCUUAAGAAGUUGUCCCCACUUAUACCUUCCCGGCCUGUAGACGAUCUCAACUUGCUGUUUAGACUUCAUUGUCGUGGAUAUGCUUCCAAAUCAAAGCACUAUGUCGCAGUUCCCACCAGCUCUCUGCCAUUGACCACUGGCAAGUCGGCCGUUAAGCGAAAAAUGAAUGAGGUAAAUCUAGACAUUUUAAAUAUAAAAAAUGGUGUCCCAAUUUCUGUCACAGUUGCCACCAGCCAAACAGGGGGGGUGUAA
This is a messenger RNA of Protopolystoma xenopodis, 471 nucleotides long. NCBI's taxonomy places the organism in Eukaryota, Metazoa, Platyhelminthes, Monogenea, Polystomatidea, Polystomatidae. The record is from the annotation of a GenBank genome assembly.